CCAUAAAGCAGUGCCCCCCCAACACACAUACAAUCUCCCAGAGCAGACACCGGCUAGCUACUAGCAGCAGCUGUCAAAUCCUGAGCUGUCUAACAGGAUGGCGGAGGGUCUUUCGUACACUAUAGUGGAGUAUUUCGGGGGGGACGAUGGCUACCGCUGUGGCUAUUGUAAAAACGAGAAGGGCAACUUCUCCCACGGGAUGUGGUCCCACACAAUGACUGUGCAAGAUUACCAGGACCUCAUAGACCGAGGAUGGAGAAGAAGUGGGAAGUACGUCUACAAGCCAACAAUGAAGAAGACGUGCUGUCCACAAUACACCAUCAGAUGCCACGCGUUGAACUUCCAGCCUGCCAAAUCCCACAAGAAGACCCUGAAGAAGAUGAGCAAGUUCCUGUCCAAAGGGGAGCUCCCGGCCGGAGGCCCAGAUGAAGAGCCUAUGGACUCCCUCUGUGAGGAAGCGGGCCUGAAGAGGACCGCCAAGGCCUGCCCCACCCAGGUGGAGGUGGCAGCCGUCCCAGAACCUCAGCCAGCGGGGGUGGUGGCGGCAAGUGCACCAGCGGCCCCGGAGAAAUCCGGACAAGGCGGCCCGCCAACUGUCCAAGACGGUCCUCCGACUGUCCAAGACGCUGGACUGCCAAGUUCAACUCACAAACCAGGGAAGGGGGCGGACCCAGCCCGGCCGCCCUGCCGGAAGGCCAAGGACCUCCGGAAGGAGCGCCGCCUGCAGAAGGAGCAGAUCAAACGGGCCGUGGGGGGCGACUCUGGCGCCUCGCCCGCCACACCCACCACCCCCACCACCCCCACCCCCAACCAGGCCCCGCCCGGCCACGCCCCCCAGCCCAAACCCCUGGAGGCGUUCAUUCACGAGUCGCUACCCGACACCGCCCUCCAUCGCCUUGAGGUGAGGCUAGUGCGCUCCAGCCCCCCUUGCCCACAGUUCAAAGCCUCUUUCGACGCCUCCUACCAGGUGUACAAACUCUACCAGAUGGCCAUUCACAAGGACCCUCCUGAAAAGCCCUCCGAGAGCCAGGUGAGGCUAGUGGCGGUCAGCUUUGACGACCCCACGUUCGCGGCGACCUUUGAGCAGUCCGCGGCGCUGUACGCCCGCUACCAGACGGCGGUGCACGGCGACGCCGCCAGCGAGUGUGAUGAGAGCGAGUUCCGGAGAUUCCUCUGUGAUUCGCCCUUGGAGGCGGAGUCGCCCCCCGAUGGACCAGAGAUGGGCUACGGCUCCUUCCACCAGCAGUACUGGCUGGGCGACCGCAUGGUGGCGGUGGGCGUGGUGGACGUCCUGCCCACCUGCGUCUCCUCCGUCUACCUGUACUACCACCCCGAGUUUGCCUCCCUCUCCCUGGGCUCCUACUCUGCACUCAGGGAGAUCGCCUUCACCCGGCAGCUGCAGAAACAGUCCCCCAAGCUGGCCUACUACUACCUGGGUUUCUACAUCCACUCCUGCCCCAAGAUGCGCUACAAGGGAAAGUACCUGCCUGCUGACCUGCUGUGCCCGGAGACCUUCGUCUGGGUGCCCAUCGAGCGCUGCACCGCCCGCCUGGAGAACGCCCGCUACGUCCGCUUCAACCAGGACCCCGACGCAGGUUAGCCAGCGCCCAACGGGCAGAGCGCCCCCGACCGCCUCCUACGGCGAUUUGUGGUUCGCUCUCCAGUCCGUUACCCUGCAUUUACUAUCCCAGCCACAGCUCUCAGACUGUAGGCCCAACGUUAGAUGUUCUUAAGGAGCUCUGAGUGGCCCGCUGGUGUGUGUGUGUGUGUGUCCGGGCUGGCGUCCAACAC
Gadus chalcogrammus (walleye pollock) is the source of this 1791-nucleotide messenger RNA. RefSeq names its product arginyl-tRNA--protein transferase 1. The transcript has 12 exons. Gene Ontology annotation, cellular component: cytoplasm. NCBI's taxonomy places the organism in Eukaryota, Metazoa, Chordata, Actinopteri, Gadiformes, Gadidae. The coding region runs from base 98 to 1600 and encodes 500 amino acids. The record is from RefSeq and is a predicted model, not a curated record. Gene Ontology annotation, molecular function: arginyl-tRNA--protein transferase activity. Gene Ontology annotation, biological process: protein arginylation.